Molecule: messenger RNA, 3171 nt
Organism: Malus domestica (apple)
Lineage: Eukaryota; Viridiplantae; Streptophyta; Magnoliopsida; Rosales; Rosaceae
Product: linoleate 13S-lipoxygenase 3-1, chloroplastic-like
Biological process (GO): lipid oxidation
Molecular function (GO): oxidoreductase activity, acting on single donors with incorporation of molecular oxygen, incorporation of two atoms of oxygen; metal ion binding; protein binding
Source: RefSeq, a predicted model, not a curated record
UGAUCCAACUUAAACAUCUCCAUUCUCAAUGUAUAGUGCUAUGUAAUUUGGCAAAUUAAGGAGAACACAAUAUGCGAUCAUGUUCUCCAACAUAACUUCCAAGCUUAUUGGAUGUGGUAGGCUGAUCAAAAUUUAUAGUAACUGAAAAUAUUUGAAAUCCUAAAAAUCAAAACCCUUAUAUAUACCAGGCCAACUUUAUAUAUAUAGUUAUGUCAAUUACCAUGGGCAUGUUUAAUCCCAAUGUUCACAAUAUUUCAAGUCCACUGGAUUAUACUUAUUCUGCCAUUAAUCUCUUUCCUUCAACAAAGAGAAUGAGAUUCCAAGAAAGGAAGACAAUCAAAACGGAGGAUGCUGGCGCAGCCCGAUUUGCUGUUCGUCGUGGUGUUGCUCGGCAAGGGGACAAUAAAAUGGUAACAAUGUCAAUGUCCUCCUCAUCUGUUGUUGCUGAUGAAGCAGAAAAGCCUGUGAUGGCUUUGGAGCUCUCUGCGCUGGUGACUGUAAGGAGACCUCUGAAGUCAAAUAUCCAACACAUGAUACGUCACUGGUUUGGCGGCAACCAUGACCAUUCCAACCGGGGUGUUGUUUUACAGCUUGUCAGUACUGAAACUGAACCAGAAUCAACGAAGCCAAAACUGAGCUACGAAGCUGUACUAGAUUGGUCCAAGGAUCUAAAACUGGGAAGUGCUGAUCAGAAAAGCACUUAUCAAGUUAAAUUUAUGGUGGAUUCAAAAUUUGGGAUGCCAGGAGCCAUCACAGUGAGUAACAGAUUUGAGGAGGAGAUUUAUUUGGAUAGCGUCAACAUAGAAGGUGUUGUGCAUAUUGCCUGCAACUCUUGGGUUCAACAAGCUGAUGGGUCCUCAAAAAGAAUCUUCUUCUCUACUAAGGCUUACCUACCAAGUGAGACACCAGCAGGGCUAAAAGAGCCGAGAGAGAUGGAGCUAGAGCAGCUGAGGGGUGAUGGGAAAGGACUUAGAACGCCAUUUGAUAGAAUAUACGACUAUGACACCUACAAUGACAUCGGAAAUCCAGAUGAGGGAGUUGAAUUCUCCCGACCAAUUCUUGGAGGCCACAAGAAUCCGUAUCCUAGACGUUGUCGAACCGGACGCCCUCCAACCAGUACAGAUGAGAAAAUAGAGUCGUCGAUAAACGAAUCGACGGCAUUUUACGUGCCGAGAGACGAAGAGUUUGAAGAGUCCAAGAUGCAAGCUCUCGAGCUAGGAAAGUUGAAGGGAAUUCUCCGGCAUAUAAUUCCUACCCUUACAACCAUUUCCGGCGACAACAAAGUUUUCAAGUGGUCCUCAGACGAAAUUGGUUUGUUUAAAGACACGUCUUCACCAGAGCCUUUGAACAAAGUUCAAGAAUUCCUCAGAUUUGAACGUCCAAAAUUGUCAUGUCGGGCAAUAUCUUCCGGGUUGGAAGACGACGAAUUCGGACGUCAAGCAAUUGCCGGCAUAAACCCUCUGAGCAUCGAAAGGCUCACGGUUUUCCCACCUGUAAGCAAAUUGAACCCCUCCAUUUAUGGUUCACAAGAAUCGGCACUCAAGGAGGAACAUAUAACAGGCCAUCUCGACGGCAUGUCCGUACAACAGGCAUUAGAAGAAAACAAACUGUUCGUACUAGACUAUCAUGACAUUUUCCUUCCAUUUCUGGACCAAAUAAACGCUUUCAAUGAUCGAAAAGCUUAUGGAACGCGUACAAUUUUGUUCUUGACGUCAAUGGGAACGUUAAAGCCUAUUGCUAUAGAACUCAGCUCUUCUGCAACCAACUCAGUUUCACCAUCUAAGCAGGUUCUCACUCCUCCAGUUGAUGCUACAACAAAUUGGCUUUGGCAGCUCGGUAAAGUCCAUGUAUGCUCCAACGACGCCUGCGUUCAUCAACUGGUUCACCACUGGUUACGCACUCACGCCUGCAUGGAGCCAUUCAUAAUAGCAGCCCACCGGCAGCUGAGUGUGAUGCAUCCAAUUUACAAGCUUCUCAGUCCUCACAUGCGGUACACCUUGAAGAUAAAUGCAAUGGCCCGUCAGUUUCUCAUCAACGCUGGAGGGAUAAUCGAGUCUGAUUUCAGUGCCGGUAGAUACAGCAUGGAGAUUAGUUGUGCUGCUUAUCGAGAUUGGUGGCGCUUUGACCUUCAGGGCCUUCCUGCAGAUCUGAUCAGAAGAGGAAUGGCAAUACCGGACUCUACCCAAGUCCACGGGAUACGUCUACUGGUCGAAGAUUACCCUUAUGCAACGGAUGGACUCCUCAUAUGGUCGGCAAUGGAGACAUUGGUUCGGACCUAUGUCGAUUACUACUAUCCUGAUGCAAGUGUGGUUCAUUGUGAUACAGAACUCCAGGCAUGGUACAACGAGUCAAUCAAUGUAGGCCAUGGCGAUCUUCACCAUGCUAGCUGGUGGCCGAAACUCUCAACUCCAGAUGAUCUUAUCUCCAUACUCACCACCAUCAUUUGGGUCUCAUCAGCACAGCACGCAGCACUGAACUACGGGCAAUAUCCAUAUGGUGGGUAUGUCCCGAACCGCCCACCACACAUGCGGAGACUAUUGCCGCAGGAGCAUGAUCCCGAGUAUGUUGCUUUCAUAAGAGAUCCACAGAAAUACUUUCUAUCAUCCCUGCCAGGUUUAUUUGAAGCAACGAAGUACAUGGCUGUAAUAGAUAUCCUUUCAACGCACUCACCGGAUGAGGUAUAUAUCGGGGGGAGAAAAGACUUGUCAACCUGGUCAGCUGACACGGUGAUCACCGAGGCAUUCUACAGAUUUUCAAUGGAGAUGAAGUGCAUUGAGAAAGAGAUUGAACAAAGAAAUGCCGACUUAAACCUUCGGAACAGAUGUGGGGCUGGAGUGUCACCAUACCAGCUGCUCAUGCCAAGCUCAGAACCAGGGAUUACGGGCAGAGGAGUGCCGAAUAGUAUAUCAAUCUGAGGUUAAUGAAACAAACAGUAAUUUCUCAACUAGAUUUCUAGCAGUUCAGUACUCCAGUUCAUGAGAAGAAGCAGAUUUGCAAUCCCAAAUAGCACAAUUCCAACAAAAACCAUAAUGCAUCAGGAUUAUGCAGAUACAAUCACGGCUACAGAUACCGGCCAGAGACGAAAAACUCCACCACUUAAAACCCCUUUAAAUUCCUGUAAAUCCAAAUUCCGAUUUCAACACAUUUUAACUGCCGUCAAGAUUCAAGAUA